AUGCCGACCGUCUUCCUACCGACUAUAUGGACAUCUAACACGCCAUUAGGCGAGAUAGACAUAAUGGGUCACAAAACCAAUUCCACAUACGCCACGGAUUUCGAUGUCGCUCGAAACUAUCACAUAUGCUCACUCUUCCGGGUUGGAAUGAAGAGUUGGGGCGAUUUGUCCUUCGUGAACCCCCAACCCAGUGAUGCUUAUGGCACUGGGCGCGAUCCCGAAAUGAACAUCGGCGAUUUGGCACAUGUAACCUGCGACUAUCGGGGUCCACCCUCACGAUCUCUCGUGUUCGCCACUGCGAUGGCGAAAAUUGUCGUUAAAAAGGGUUACAAGACAGUUCCUCCUGCUCAAUUUCUAGUUGAUUAUGAUCUUCUUCCUAGUCAAGAAAUCGUUGUUCCACACGAGUCCACCCAGAAUUCUUGUGAGGAAGAAAAGUUCGAUGACAACAAUAUGAUCAAGAUCGGAGAGAACAUCGAAGAAAUAAGGGUUACGGGCUACCAAAUGGCGGAGCGGCUCAAUGCUCUAGCUGAAGGAUGUUCGUUUUAUAACAUGAGUGAGAAGGUCUUCUUUUCCAAGCGUUGA
Messenger RNA from Penicillium samsonianum, 582 nucleotides. RefSeq lists its product as uncharacterized. The coding region runs from base 1 to 582 and encodes 193 amino acids. The transcript has 2 exons. Lineage: Eukaryota; Fungi; Ascomycota; Eurotiomycetes; Eurotiales; Aspergillaceae. The record is from RefSeq and is a predicted model, not a curated record.